CUACGGUCAUGGAAAACCUUGAAAACCUGGAAUUGUCAGGGAAUUUUUUCUUGGUCAGGGAAAACCUGGAAAAGUCAGGGAAUUUUAUAAAAUAUUUUUUCAAAAAUUAAUUUCCCGUAUGUGAAUCGCGUAAAUUUCGAAGCACCAAGUUGGCAAUACUGCCUUUCUUUUCUACUGAUAUAAUUCAGUUUUGAAUUUAGCGCUUAAAAUUAAAGUCAAGAUGGUGCUUCUAAAUUGUAGUGUCUAUUGGUUAAAAAUUUUUCUUAGCGCGCAUUACAUUAUGAUAAAGCAAUUACGUUUUUACGUAUACUGAGAUGAAUCAACACCACAUCAACACGGUCAAUCCAGUGUUUAAAUAAUUUUCAGUGUUUUUAUGUGUUCCCAAUUUAAAAGAGUUUAUUCUGUGCAUAGAUUGUGAUGCCAUCUACAAAAAAACGUCAUUCCAAGAUGACUGGUUGUCAAACCCGAAUUACGAAAUGUACAUUCGACGAGCUACUGAUAGUAACCACAAAGCUUCAUGUAUUCUUUGCCACUCCAGCUUCAGCCUCAGCAAUAUGGGGAAAAAAGCAUUAGAUAGCCAUAUAUCGGGAAAAAAAACACCAGAAAGCGGUACAAGUGAAAAACAGUAGUCAUAACAUCCGUUUGUUUGGAGCUGUGGAAUCAAAUGCACCAUCUGAUAAUAACCAGCAACAGAAUCUUGUCGAUAUUCAAAACAAUGGAGGUACGAACAAGGAUCCGAAUAUUUCUAAGGCAGUAGCGAGUAACAUAGAUGGAAGAGCACCUGCUAAAUCGAACGACAUAUCACAGUACCUGAAUAAACAAUAUGUUAUCAAAGCUGAAAUUAUGUGGACAAUGGCCAGUGUUAUGUACCAUAUGCCCAUGUCAACUGCCGGAAAAUGUACUGAACUUUUUCCUGUCAUGUUUCCAAACAGUCCAGAGGCUGCUGGAAUGCAGUUAGGUCGAGCAAAAAUGUCGUACGUGAUUUCUCAUGGUUUAGCACCAUAUUUCUUGGACAACCUUUUAAUCAAGGCCAGCGAGAGUGACGCAAUAGUCAUAUAUUUUGACGAAAGUUUUAACAAAAGUAUUAAAUCUACCCAAAUGGAUUUCGCUAUAGGCUUCUGGGAUAAGAAACAAAUCAGACUUCUAUUAGAUACUACACGUCAUCGUUUCUCGGUCACUGCACAGCUGUUGAUCUCUUGAAUGCUUUUAAGUCUACGCUCGUACCUUUCAUGCUAUUGAAACUUUUGAAUAUUUCCAUUGAUGGUCCCAAUGUGAACCUAAAAUUUGUAAAUGAUCUGAAAAUCGAUUUAAAUUUUGAAAAAAAUCCGGAAUCCCUUCAAUUUCUCUUCAUGGGAACUUGCGGUCUACAUACGUGUAAUAAUGCUUUCAAAGAAGGUGCCAAAGCUACAAAAUGGGGGAUUGCUGAAUUUCUAAGAGCAGUGUUUUAUAUAUUUAAGGAUUCCUCUGCGAGAAGAGACGAUUACACCAAAUAUUCAGGUUCUGAAGAGUUUGGUCUCAAAUUAUGUCCCGUUAGAUGGCUCUGCAAUAGAGAGGCUGCUGAAAGAGCACUGAAAAUUCUUCCUAAUUUGAAAAAAUAUGUGGAAUGAGUUUCUAAAAGCAACAAGGACAAGAGUAUUAAGGCUGGGAGUUACCAGACUUUAAAAAAUUGUCUAGAGGACAAACUGCUUGCCGCCAAGCUUGCUUUUUUUGGCUAUGUAGCUUCAACUUUGGAACCAUUUUUAACGGAAUUUCAAACGGAAGCACCUAUGGCCCCCUUGCUUUUUUCGUCGCUUCAUGGAGUAGUUUUGGAUUUAAUAAAGAUAUUCGUAAAAAAAGAAGUGCUUGUGAAGUCAACAAAUAUCGCUAAAAUAAAUCUCGAUGAUUCAGAAAACUUGAGAGUAGCUGCGAAUAUUAAUUUAGAAGACAGUUUUUCUGUGAAUACAGAGCUCAAAAAGGCAAAAACCGCAUCUGAUAAGGAAAAAUUGAUCUUUAAAAAUGACUGUAGGACAUUUUUGAAAUGUCUGUGCAAAAAACUAAUAGAAAAAUCUCCUCUGAAAUAUGAAUUGUGCAAGGGCAUAUCUUGCUGUGAUCCAUCGGUGAUUGUCAAUUGCUCAAGUUCAACCGUAUCCAGGCGGCUAGAUUCAUCGCUUUCAUGUUUUGCGAAAGGAAACUGGCUAAGUUUAAAAGAGUGUGACAAGAUUAAGAAAGAAUUUGUCACUCUUGCUGCGAAACGUAAUGUAAGGGAUAGUUGUAAAGAUUAUAAAAGGUCCGAACGUCUUGACACAUUUUGGAUGACAAUUUUAAAUUUUAACGAUUCCUCACUCGAGAUAAAGAAGUUUUUGAAGUUAGUCCUCCUUCUUAGCCACGGCAAUGCUUUCGUAGAAAGGGGGUUUAGUGUAAACAAGGAAAUGGUAAUUGAAAAUCAAAAAAAGAGUUCGUUAAUUGCACUGCGACAAGUCUAUGAUGGAAUUGUCGCGGAAGGUGGUCUCACGAAUGUAAGCAUAACGUCAAAAAUGAUUGAUCGCGUACAGUUUUCCCGACGAGAUUAUAUGGAUGCACUAAAAAAAGAGAAGAAACAGACUGCAAAUGAUCGUGAAGAGGACUUAAAGAAAAAGAGUUUAAGUGAGAAGUUAAAAGAUCUUCAGGAGAAGAAAAGAAGUAUUGCACUUGAACAUAAGACAAAAACGGAUUCAAUUAAUGAUGAAAUUGAAGCUUUAUGCAUGCAAUUGAAGUAAACGAUUCUUUAUAUUAAUAACUGUUAUAUCGAUGUCUUUAAAUAUUUAUCAAACUCUAAUAAGUGUUCACUAUUUGAUAUAGUGUAAGUUAUCUCACUGAGACUGAUUAGUUUUGCUCUAGUACUAGUGUAAGUGGAAUAUAUUUUUGUUAUAAAGGUUGAAAUGUCUCACUACAACUGAUUAGUUCUAAUACAAAUUGAUAUUAUAUUUUGUAUUCAAAUUAUUAUGUUCAGACUCAUUAAAAGUUGUUUCCAAAGAUUCCUAAUAAAAUUAAA
Molecule: messenger RNA, 3010 nt
Organism: Leptopilina heterotoma
Lineage: Eukaryota; Metazoa; Arthropoda; Insecta; Hymenoptera; Figitidae
Exons: 3
Coding region: 1767-2735 (322 amino acids)
Source: RefSeq, a predicted model, not a curated record